CCACCGGUACACUCCGGUGCUCGUCUCGCUUCUUUUUCUGUGCGGCUGAACUGCCGUAAACUAAAGCUCACCUUCGUUUCCCAGCGCAUCUAAAUGUCCAGGUGCUGACCAUCCAUUGGAAAGUUACGCACGGCUCAUUGGAGAGAUGGAAGAGUAGUGUGACUUCUGUUCUUGGAAUUAUCAAGCAUCAUCUGUGAUCAGGAAAGUGGAUUAAUCUCGGAGACAUCCAGGGAUGCCAUCUCUCUAAGAAUGAUGCAGGUCACAUGGUCAGGCGCCACAGUCCUCAUCAUUUUCACCUUGCUGCAGUUUGUCCAGUCUGAGCUUUCGGAGGAUCCUUUGGUUCCAGACACGGGGACUCAGGAGGGGACUAGCAAUAGGGCCACAGAGACCCCCACUGCAGAACACGAUGACGACAACUCUCUGGGCUACACAGGAUCCCGUCUGCGGCAGGAAGACUACGCACCCCGCAUUGUGGAGCACCCCUCUGACCUGAUCGUAUCCAAGGGCGAACCGGCCACCCUAAACUGCAAGGCAGAGGGGCGACCCACCCCCACCGUGGAGUGGUACAAGGAUGGAGAGCGUGUGGAAACGGACCGGGACAACCCUCGUAUGUGA
Molecule: messenger RNA, 615 nt
Organism: Sinocyclocheilus grahami
Lineage: Eukaryota; Metazoa; Chordata; Actinopteri; Cypriniformes; Cyprinidae
Product: roundabout homolog 1-like
Exons: 4
Coding region: 250-615 (121 amino acids)
Biological process (GO): axon guidance; homophilic cell-cell adhesion; dendrite self-avoidance
Cellular component (GO): plasma membrane; axon
Molecular function (GO): cell-cell adhesion mediator activity
Source: RefSeq, a predicted model, not a curated record